AAGACCAGUAUUAUAUUAAUAUGGAUUUUCUGUUUCUGCUCUUUGACGUUCAUUCACUCAUUUUAUACCAGUGUGCUGCCAUUCCAUUUUCUUUCCUAUUUUAUUAUCUGUGCAUAACUGGAUACCUCUCCCUGAUUUCAAGGUAUAUCUACCUGAUUCUUGGAGGGUUUCUACUAGCUGUAAUUACCAUGGGACCCUAUUGCCUAGUUGUGCUGAUCCCUGCUGUGUCGUCUGUGUUGCUUAUCCACUUUGUCAGCUCCCAGCGUCUUCACACCUGGGCUUUCCUCACACAGAUGGGCUGGCAGACCUCAUGGCAUCUUGUCCUCCAGUACAGAGGAUAUCAGCUUCAAGAGGGCGACCCCAGGCUACUUGUUGCAGUCUCCUCCUUGAUGCUGCUUACCCAAAGAGUCACGUCACUGUCCUUAGACAUUCAAGAAGGAAAGCUGAAAACUGGAGACACAAGAACAGGGAACUGCGUCUCCUUCAGUUCACUACUGCCUUACCUCAGCUACAUGCUCUAUUUUCCUGCUCUUCUUGGUGGGCCUCUGUGUUCUUUUAGAACCUUCACGUCCUGUGUGAAACUCUGCACUGUAAACCCCCCACCAAACCCACUGUGGACUGUGUCCAAAAAGUGUGUGCUGGUCCUUGGUUUGGAAGGAGUGAAAACACUCCUCACAAUUUGCAUAGAUAUUCACACUGAGGACCCCAUGCAAUCCAGAGAUCUGGAAGGUGUUUUGUUAAUCUGGUCCGUUUCUUUGUUGUACAAGAUGAGCUAUUACUCCUGCUGGGUCCUCAGUGAGUUGCUCAAUAAUGCAGCAGGCUUCGGGUUUGGGGGCUAUGACAGCAAAGGCUUUCCAAUCUGGAAUGCCCUCUCGGACACAGAUAUCUGGACACUGGAGACAACUCAUAAAAUAUCUCAGUUUGCUCGAACUUGGAAUAAGACCACCGCAGACUGGCUCAGAAGGCUAGUGUUUGAGAAAUGCAAAGCCUAUCCUUUACUGGCAACCUUUGCCUUUUCGGCCUGGUGGCACGGACUGCACCCUGGACAGAUAUUUGGGUUUUUAUGCUGGGCUGCGACAGUAGAGGCUGAUUACCGUGUUCAUCAUUACUUAAGGCCUUACGUGGGAACCGGGCUGACAAGGCUGUUGUAUAAAAGCCUGACAUGGGUGCAAACGCAGUUAGUGAUCGCAUGCUGUAUCUUGACUGUGGAGCUGCGAAGUCUUUCCUCUGUGCGAAUGAUUUGCCAGUCGUAUAUCUGUCUGUUUCCUCUUCUGUAUUGUUUGGUGCUUGUUUUUCUAUCUAGAAAACCACAGUAACUACAAUGUGAAGCUGCACUGCAUGCUGAACGUCACUUGACUUAUCUUUGUUGACAGUAUAUCGCUUUGCAUUUUUGAAGCUAUGUUUCAGAGCCAAUUUUAAUCUACACACCAACUUUAUUUGUCAGUUCAGGGUAGCGUACAGUAUAUGUGCAAUAUGUGUUUUAUUUAUUUUUUAGACAGGACAGUUCUUUAAAAAUACAAUUUUCCAACAUUUUUUACUUGUUUGGUUUUGAUGCUAGACUUUGCCUUUCGGGGCACUUGGCACUUUUUAAUUGAUAAUAAAUCAAUCCCCUUUGGAAUUACAGCUGGUCCCUAAACAUAUCUGAUUAUUAUUUUUAAAAAAUACGUGUAACAGACAAGAGAAAUAAAACUGUAAACAGAAGCUCUGCUUGUUUCAGAGCUAUUUCAGUAGCAAAUUUACAGAACACACGUGAUAGAUUGCAUACAAUUAGGCCUUUACCUUCCACAGCAAUGGACAAGCCUUACAAAAAUGUAUUUUGUAGCACCAAGAAGUAUCUCACAGAUCUUAUUGAGGGUUUAUGAUGAAGUGCUAGAGGGUCUGGAGAACCAUAUGCAGGUAUGUCCUGUAUGUAGAAUGCACAUUGGUUGUUUCUGUACAAUUAAAUAAGGCUCUUCCUACAACAGGUACAGCUGAAAACUGAUGUAUGAGCAGUAUCUCCCUGGCAAUCUGAACAUUGCCUUUAAACCACCCUCUUUGAAAGAAUGCAGUAUUCUGCCCAAUUGCCUUGCAUAAUGGUUUCUUAGUUUUUAUCCAGUUUAGCAUAUGCAUGAAAGAUAAGUAGUUCCCUUCUUUCAGAAUGAUAGGGUUUUAUUUAUACCCCCAAUCUGCAAUUCUGUUGUUUAUGAUAACCACUUCAGAUUAUGUUGUAAUAUGGCUUGUGUGGUUAUUUGUAACUGCUGCUGCCCCCUGGGGGUACUCUUGAA
Molecule: messenger RNA, 2264 nt
Organism: Polyodon spathula (Mississippi paddlefish)
Lineage: Eukaryota; Metazoa; Chordata; Actinopteri; Acipenseriformes; Polyodontidae
Product: ghrelin O-acyltransferase-like
Exons: 3
Coding region: 21-1316 (431 amino acids)
Biological process (GO): lipid modification; peptidyl-serine octanoylation
Cellular component (GO): endoplasmic reticulum membrane
Molecular function (GO): serine O-acyltransferase activity
Source: RefSeq, a predicted model, not a curated record